ACACCCACAUUAUAUGUUGGCCAGCUGUUUCGGAAAGCUAUAAAAGGACCAGACUUGGACCAAGAAUUCUACACACCUGGAUUCAACGGUGACAGACUACAAUGAUGACAUACGCAGUUAUAGCAGCAUUGAUGGUAGUGACAGUUGUGCAAUGUCAUUCUAUCAAGAAAACCAACAUCCAACCAUGGAACAUCAUUUCAAAGCGUGGAGCAGACGUAGACCAAGCUAAGAUUCUCGAGUUUUUUGACUGUCAAGAUUUGACCCCCGAGCCAUACAACACACUAAGUGAUGAUAUCAUGGAUGCUCUCGAGGAAGGAAAUCGUGAUGCUCUGUGCAAUGAACAUGCUGAAGAAAUAGCAAACGUUAUCAGGGCUGAGGCAACGCAGAGGAAUUGUGACCUUGUACAUGUUGAGGCAUUCAUGGAUGCUGCACACAAAAUACAUUGUCUGAAUACCAUCACAACCUACAAUUGGGAGCUUGCUGACUGUGACAAUACAGAUGGAGAGUUCAUCUGGCUGCCAGUGGAACUUGGUACAAACCCAGAAGAACAUUGUGGCGACAUGGAGAAAUCUGCAGCCAUUGCAUGUCAUGUUUUCGCUGCUGCCAAGGAACGUGAUUGUGACUUGCAUAAGAUCGGAUAUGGAAUGGUCAUGUUGAACUAUGCUAUCUGUGGAGCGGAUGCUGCUAUCCCACAAAGUCUGCCAUGUAUGCCAGGUCCUGCCAGUUCUGGCAGCUCAGGAUCUGAUGAUUAAAUCUGAAACCUACACAUCAGAUUUGAAGAUAUCAACAGGCUUUAAAUGUGUUUUGUUGUAAACUUUGGACAUUAAUGAAAGAAUUAUAAUUUGAAAAGCAUACAUAAA
This is a messenger RNA of Owenia fusiformis, 860 nucleotides long. Lineage: Eukaryota; Metazoa; Annelida; Polychaeta; Sabellida; Oweniidae. The record is from the annotation of a GenBank genome assembly.